This is a messenger RNA of Halteromyces radiatus, 2101 nucleotides long. Its product is annotated as transmembrane amino acid transporter protein-domain-containing protein. Gene Ontology annotation, molecular function: amino acid transmembrane transporter activity. The transcript is spliced from 7 exons. Gene Ontology annotation, cellular component: vacuolar membrane. Gene Ontology annotation, biological process: amino acid transmembrane transport. The record is from RefSeq and is a predicted model, not a curated record. NCBI's taxonomy places the organism in Eukaryota, Fungi, Mucoromycota, Mucoromycetes, Mucorales, Cunninghamellaceae. The coding region runs from base 94 to 1770 and encodes 558 amino acids.
UUUUUUUGUUCUCUUUCCUACAUAUACGCGCACUCAUACACACAGACUCUCUUUCCUUUUCUUUUUCUUUUUUCCUCUUUUUUUUGAACUUUUAUGGAUAUACCCAAUAAUUCUUCUUCUGAAGAAGGACUACGAAGGAUUCGUAAUAUCCAUCCUUCUCAGUUAUCUUAUGGUGCUACUUCUUCUGGAGAUACUGACAUUGUUUAUCACGAUGAUGAUCCUUCUGGUCUAUCUCGAUCCAUCACUGGAAGCUCAUUUUCUGAUCGGUUAGGCUCAUUUGUUACCUCUUAUUCAAGGACUUCUAUGAACUUUAUGGCCGAAAACUUGUCAGUUCCAAAUACCCUACCUAUGGAAGAUAAUAUAUCAAGUUAUAGUGGUUAUCGUCGAUUAUCAAAUGAUGGUCAACAAUCUAUUUUGACAAGAUAUGAAACAACUAAAAGUGACUAUAGUCAUUUUGAAAGGCCAUCACUCUAUUUCAACCAACUAGAUCAAGUUCUUUCUCAACAUAGUACCGUGGCUGAUGUUCAAUCACUUUUGGCUGCUCAUCGUCACGAUAGCUCUUCUACUAUUCCACUUCAAAAAAAAUCUUCAUUUGCCCAAUCGACUUUCAAUUCAAUCAAUGUUUUAUGUGGUAUCGGUAUAUUGACUCUUCCAAUGGGCUUCAAGUGUGCUGGAUGGAUUGUUGGAAUGAUUGUAUUUAUAUUUUGUUGUGGAUUAACCAAUUAUACUGCCAAACUACUUGCUCAAUGUUUGGAUGUCGAACCUGAUUCAAGAACUUAUGGUGAUUUGGGUUCCUUGACCUUUGGUCUUAACGGACGUAUCGCGAUUACUCUACUCUUUAUUACAGAAUUGAUUACUAGCAGUGUCGCUCUUGUUGUUCUCUUGGGCGAUGGUAUUGAUUCUUUAUUUCCUGGUUUUUCUGUUGAACAAAUUCGUGUCCUCUCCUUUUUGAUCUUGACUCCAAUGCUCUUUUUGCCGGUACGACAUCUUUCUUAUACAAGCUUACUUGGUAUUAUUUCUGCUUUCAGUAUUUUGGGAGUUGUGGUUGUGGAUGGUGUAUCAAAAUCGGAUGCUCCUGGAAGUCUGAUCUCUCCUUCUGAAACGUCCAUGUGGCCAGUCGAUUUGAUGAAAGUACCACUUUCGUUUGGUCUUAUUAUGGCGGCUUUUGCUGGUGGAGCAGUAUUUCCUACGGUAUAUCGUGAUAUGGCCAAUCCAAAACAAUUCAAUACAGUGGUAAAUUUUAGUUACUUGACAACAGCACUUAUCUAUUUCGGUGUUGCUACCAGUGGAUAUCUUAUGUUUGGAUCACAAACAAUGCAAGAGAUUACACAAAACUUGGUGACUAUACCUGAAUACAAUCAAGUAUUAAAUCGUCUUGCUGUAUGGUUGAUCGCUAUGAAUCCUAUUGCCAAAUAUGGUCUUACUUUAAAUCCUGUGAAUUUAACGUGGCAACUUUGGCUUUAUCGAACACCAAAGAUGGAGAGAUGGUGCCAAGAACAUGUAUGGGUAGAACCGUUGAUAUCAGUGGUUGGAAAACUAAUGGUUAGCGCAGGCAUUGUUUAUUUGGCUUAUGUGAUACCUGGAUUUGAUAAAAUCAUGGGAUUGCUUGGUGCUUUUUUCUCUUUUGUGAUAUCUGGUAUCUUCCCUCUGAUUUGUCAUCUGUACUUGUUUAAUGACAGAUUGUCUCCUUGGAUCAAGAUGAUCGAUUAUAUUCUAUUGGUGAUCGCAAUAUUGAUGGCUACCAGUGGAACUGUAGUUAGUUUUAUGUAGAUUAUUUAUUGAAUAGAAUCACGACCUUUUUUUUUGUUUGUUUUAUUUAUUCUCUCUAACUUAUUCCAAUCAGAUAUUUAGAAUAUCAUAGUGACUUUCCUUCUAUUUAUUAUUGUACCCUGAAUUGUUAUAUUAUUAUUAUUCCAUCAUUGUAUUCAAUCACUUUUAUCAUUCAAAAUAAACAACCACAAAAAAAAAGGCAUGAUCUAUAUUCAUCUUUAUCAUAAAAUGUUUUUACCAUUCCCACAGGGAUCAUCCAUCGUUUGCAGCUGACCAUCAUACAGUGACAUUCAUUAUCCAUUAUGCUCAUUACUACAUAUAUCGCCUAUCA